AUGGGGACUCCCAGGGCCCAGCAUCCGCCGCCUCCCCAGCUGCUGUUCCUAAUUCUGCUGAGCUGUCCCUGGAUUCAGGGUCUGCCCCUGAAGGAGGAGGAGGCACUGCCGGAGCCUGGAAAUGAGACCCCCACCGUAGCCUCUGAGGCCUUGGCGGAGCUGCUCCAUGGGGCCCUGCUGAGGAGAGGCCCAGAAAUGGGCUACCUGCCGGGAUCUGAUCCAGACCCCACACUAGCCACCCCUCCAGCCGGCCAGACUCUUGCAGCACCCUCCCUGCCACGGGCCACUGAGCCGGGCACAGGGCCUCUGACAACAGCCGUAACCCCUAAGGAGGGCAGGGGGGCAGGCCCCACCGCGCCGGAGCUGCUGACCCCGCCCCCAGGAACUACGGCCCCGCCCCUUCCCGGUCCCGCCUCCCCAGGCCCGCCCCUCGGGCCUGAGGGAGGAGAGGAGGAGACCACGACCACCAUCAUCACCACGACAACUGUCACCACGACGGUGACCAGCCCAGUUCUGUGUAAUAACAACAUCUCCGAAGGUGAAGGGCAUGUGGAGUCUCCAGAUUUAGGGAGCGCGGCCAGCCGCACCUUGGGGCUCCUGGACUGCACGUACAGCAUCCAUGUCUACCCUGGCUACGGCAUUGAGAUCCAGGUGCAGACGCUGAACCUGUCUCGGGAGGAGGAACUCCUGGUGCUGGCUGGUGGGGGGUCCCCAGGCCUGGCCCCCCGACUCCUGGCUAAUUCCUCCAUGCUGGGAGAAGGACAGGUCCUUCGGAGUCCAACCAACAGGCUGCUCCUGCACUUCCAGAGCCCACGGGUCCCAAGGGGUGGUGGCUUCAGGAUCCACUAUCAGGCCUACCUCUUGAGCUGCGGCUUCCCUCCCCGGCCAGCCCAUGGGGAUGUGAGUGUGACAGACCUUCACCCUGGAGGCACUGCCACCUUCCACUGUGAUUCGGGCUACCAGCUGCAGGGUGAGGAGACCCUCAUCUGCCUCAAUGGUACCCGGCCAGCCUGGAGCAGUGAACCCCCCAGCUGCAUGGCAUCCUGUGGUGGCACCAUCCACAAUGCUACACUUGGCCGCAUUGUGUCCCCUGAGCCUGGGGGAGCUGCAGGGCCCAACCUCACCUGCCGUUGGGUCAUCGAAGCAGCUGAGGGACGCCGGCUGCACCUGCACUUUGAGAGAGUCUCCCUGGAUGAGGACAAUGACCGGUUGAUGGUGCGCUCAGGGGGCAGUCCCCUAUCCCCGGUGAUCUAUGACUCAGACAUGGAUGAUGUCCCAGAGCGGGGUCUCAUCAGUGAUGCCCAGUCCCUCUAUGUGGAGCUGCUUUCAGAGACACCUGCCAAUCCCCUGCUGCUAAGCCUCCGAUUUGAAGCCUUUGAGGAAGAUCGCUGCUUUGCCCCCUUCCUGGCACAUGGCAAUGUCACCACCACGGACCCUGAGUACCGCCCAGGGGCACUGGCCACCUUCUCGUGCCUCCCAGGAUAUGCCCUGGAGCCCCCUGGCCCCCCCAAUGCCAUCGAAUGUGUGGAUCCCACAGAACCCCACUGGAACGACACAGAGCCAGCCUGCAAGGCCAUGUGUGGAGGGGAGCUGUCAGAGCCAGCUGGUGUGGUCCUCUCUCCGGAUUGGCCCCAGAGCUAUAGCCCCGGCCAAGAUUGCGUGUGGGGUCUGCAUGUCCAGGAAGAGAAGCGCAUCUUGCUCCAAGUUGAGAUCUUGAAUGUGCGCGAAGGGGAUAUGCUGACGCUGUUCGACGGGGACGGUCCCAGCGCCCGAGUCCUGGCCCAGCUGCGAGGGCCUCAACCGCGCCGCCGCCUCCUCUCCUCUGGGCCCGACCUCACGCUGCAGUUCCAGGCACCGCCCGGACCCCCAAACCCGGGCCUGGGCCAGGGUUUCGUGUUGCACUUCAAAGAGGUCCCGAGAAACGACACGUGCCCCGAGCUGCCGCCCCCGGAAUGGGGCUGGAGGACGGCUUCCCACGGGGACCUGAUCCGGGGCACUGUGCUUACUUAUCAGUGCGAGCCUGGCUAUGAGCUGCUUGGGUCGGACAUUCUCACCUGCCAGUGGGACCUGUCCUGGAGCGCAGCGCCACCCGUCUGCCAAAAGAUCAUGACUUGUGCCGAUCCUGGUGAGAUCACCAACGGGCACCGCACCACCUCAGAUGCUGGCUUUCCUGUUGGCUCCCACGUCCAGUACCGCUGUCUGCCGGGGUACAGCCUGGAGGGGGCGGCCGUGCUCACCUGCUACAGCCGGGACACGGGCACGCCCAAGUGGAGCGACCGGGUCCCCAAGUGCGCCUUGAAGUACGAGCCGUGCCUGAACCCCGGGGUGCCAGAGAACGGCUAUCAGACAUUGUACAAGCAUCACUACCAGGCGGGCGAGUCUCUGCGCUUCUUCUGCUAUGAGGGUUUUGAGCUCAUUGGCGAGGUCACCAUCACCUGUGUGCCCGGCCACCCCUCACAGUGGACCAGCCAGCCCCCACUCUGCAAAGUGGCCUAUGAGGAGCUCCUGGACAACCGAAAACUGGAAGUGACCCAGACCACCGACCCGUCACGGCAGCUAGAGGGUGGGAACCUCGCCUUGGCCAUUCUGCUGCCCCUAGGCUUGGUCAUCGUCCUCGGCAGUGGCGUUUACAUAUACUACACAAAGCUACAGGGAAAAUCCCUCUUCGGCUUCUCAGGCUCCCAUUCCUACAGCCCCAUCACGGUGGAGUCAGACUUCAGCAAUCCACUGUAUGAAGCUGGGGAUACACGAGAGUAUGAAGUUUCCAUCUGAACACCAAGACUAAGGCUCCAGGACCCAGGACGCCCCUCCUCUCCUCAUUCUGGGCAGGAAGGAGUACAGGACCUGGCCUCUGGCUCCUUUCCUCCCUGCUGUGUAAAUAAUCUCCUGGUCCCACGAGGGGGCUUUGAUGGCCCUGAGGACCCUACAGUAAAUAAACCAGCAUCCUGUGCCCAAAGCCUCCUCUUCUCAGUUGCCAAACAAGGGGCCUGCCCCCCACUCACUCUACCCGCUUUUGGACCCUAGGAGGGGAAAUCAGCCCCUGAUGCAACUCCUGGGGCCCCUCCAGCCCAGGGCAUCCCACAAGGACUACCCAAGAGCUCUGCUGUUCCCUUGGUCAUGAAGGCUCUGCGCUUCCCAGAUGCUCUGUCCCCGGGCCUAACCUCUGACCCUUGGAGGGUCAGAAGAAGAGGGAUGAAGGGGAGAGCUGGGACAAGGCCCCUACCCACUUCCUGCCAUAUCCCCUAUCCACAGUCUCCCCACCUUUGCUUCUGGAUUUUCGUUUUUGAGCAAUAAACAGAAAAUCUCCGUUUGUAA
Balaenoptera ricei (Rice's whale) is the source of this 3315-nucleotide messenger RNA. RefSeq names its product seizure related 6 homolog like 2 (gene SEZ6L2). Bases 1 to 2772 code for a protein of 923 amino acids. Gene Ontology annotation, biological process: synapse maturation. The record is from RefSeq and is a predicted model, not a curated record. Gene Ontology annotation, cellular component: endoplasmic reticulum; neuronal cell body. The transcript has 18 exons. NCBI's taxonomy places the organism in Eukaryota, Metazoa, Chordata, Mammalia, Artiodactyla, Balaenopteridae.